AUAAUUAUUUAAUUAUUAUUAAUUAAAACUUUAGAAUUAAUAAUGGGAACACAGAUAAUAAUGAGAUAUAGAGACACAGAAAUGGAAUACUGAAUAAAACACGUUUUUUAUAAUUAUCACAAAAUAUAUACAUUUUUUUUAAAAAAAAAUGAGCAAAAUUUCGUGUAUAACUCCCUCUUUCCACCACUCUUAUAAACUCCACCUUCUGCUAAAACCAGACUCCACAAUACAGCCAAGAGAGAGAGAGAGAGAGAAGAAGCGAAGCAGAGAUGACGAAGGAAGUGAGCGAAGAGCCGGAGGUCCACCACCACGGGAAGGACUACGUGGACCCGCCGCCGGCGCCGCUGCUCGACUUCGGCGAGCUCAAGCUCUGGUCCUUCUACAGAGCCCUCAUCGCCGAGUUCAUCGCCACACUCCUCUUCCUCUACGUCACCGUCGCCACCGUCAUCGGCCACAAGAAGCUCAACGCUCUCGACCAGUGCGACGGCGUCGGCCUCCUCGGCAUCGCCUGGGCCUUCGGCGGCAUGAUCUUCAUCCUCGUCUACUGCACCGCCGGCAUCUCAGGCGGCCACAUCAACCCUGCGGUGACGUUCGGGCUGUUCCUGGCCCGGAAGGUCUCGCUGAUUCGGGCCGUGGCGUACAUGGUGGCUCAGUGCUUGGGCGCCAUCUGCGGCGUCGGCUUGGUCAAGGCUUUCAUGAAAAACCCCUACAACAGGCUCGGCGGCGGAGCUAACGUAGUUAGCUCAGGGUACAACACCGGCACUGCGCUCGGCGCUGAGAUCAUUGGUACCUUCGUCCUCGUCUACACCGUCUUCUCCGCCACCGACCCCAAGAGGAGCGCUCGCGACUCUCACGUUCCUGUUUUGGCUCCGCUUCCAAUCGGAUUUGCGGUGUUCAUGGUUCAUUUGGCGACGAUCCCCAUCACCGGAACCGGAAUCAACCCGGCGAGGAGCUUCGGCGCUGCGGUGAUCUACAACAACAGCAAAGCUUGGGAUGAUCAUUGGAUAUUCUGGGUGGGGCCGUUCGUGGGGGCGCUGGCCGCGGCGGCGUACCACCAGUAUAUAUUGAGGGCCGCCGCCAUCAAGGCGUUGGGAUCAUUCAGGAGCAACCCGACCAACUGAGGCAGCAGCUAUGUGAAGAAAUUGGAUUGAUUAAUGUGUUGUUAUUAUUAAUAUUAAUUAAUUGUGUUUGGUUAAUUUAAUUAUGAUUGCUUCUGUGUGUAAUGGGAGGAGAAUGUUUAUUUGACUGUGAAUCCCCACCUUGUGUGAUUUUUCUAUCUUUUUUUUUUCUCCAACAUUUUCGUACAGUUGUAAUUUAUCCUUUUGUCUCUUUAUCUAUUUUGUAAAUUAUGAAGUGCUUAUCUAUUAAUUGCAAUUAAAUUCUACA
Messenger RNA from Salvia miltiorrhiza (redroot sage), 1386 nucleotides. RefSeq names its product probable aquaporin PIP2-8. Lineage: Eukaryota; Viridiplantae; Streptophyta; Magnoliopsida; Lamiales; Lamiaceae. Gene Ontology annotation, biological process: transmembrane transport. The coding region runs from base 270 to 1121 and encodes 283 amino acids. Gene Ontology annotation, cellular component: plasma membrane. The transcript has 4 exons. The record is from RefSeq and is a predicted model, not a curated record. Gene Ontology annotation, molecular function: water channel activity.